Gigantopelta aegis is the source of this 624-nucleotide messenger RNA. RefSeq lists its product as uncharacterized. Lineage: Eukaryota; Metazoa; Mollusca; Gastropoda; Neomphalida; Peltospiridae. The transcript has a single exon. The record is from RefSeq and is a predicted model, not a curated record. The coding region runs from base 1 to 624 and encodes 207 amino acids.
AUGGCACUGGUAGAUGCGGACUACAAAUUCCUCUGGGCAGAUGUGGGUAGUCCCGGAGCCUCGUCUGACGCCCAUAUCUACAACGAGUCUGAACUCAAAGAAAUGGCUGAAGAUGGAAUCAUUGGCUUCCCUACUCCAGAUCCUCUUCCUAAUGACUACAAGGAUGUGCCAUACUUCUUCGUCGUUGAUGACGCGUUUGGCCUACGGAAGCACAUGAUGAAGCCAUACACCUUGCAUGGUCUUACAGAUGAAGAGAGGAUCUUCAAUUACAGACUGUCCCGAGCCAGGAGGGUUGUUGAAAAUGCCUUUGGCACUCUGGCAAACCGCUUCCAGAUUUUACUUACCACAAUGCAGCACCACCCAUCCACCGUCAAGAUCAUCGUGAAGGCAUGCAUUGUUCUCCACAACUUGAUGAGGAUGAGGUAUCCAACACUGCAGAACCAGCAGCUAAACCGUGCGGAGAAUGUCAACAGAGACUUCAUCCCAGGAGCGUGGAGGCAGGGCAGAAACCUACAGGACAUCCAUGUCGUGGCCGGCUCCAGCACCUCCAGCAAGGAAGGGAAGAAGCAGCAGAACCUGAUCAAACACUGGGCCAACUCCGAAGCCGGUUCUGUGCCAUGGUAA